Messenger RNA from Brassica rapa (field mustard), 4208 nucleotides. RefSeq lists its product as uncharacterized. The record is from RefSeq and is a predicted model, not a curated record. Lineage: Eukaryota; Viridiplantae; Streptophyta; Magnoliopsida; Brassicales; Brassicaceae.
AUUUAUUAGGGUUAAUUUGCUAGAUGACUAUAAUGGGAAAAAUAUUAGUUUUGUAGUAAGAAGGUAGAGAGAGAUAGGAAGGGAAAUGAAGAGAGAGAGAGGGUUAUAUGGUUAGAUGAUGAAAUAUAGUUUUUUUUUUGGUUAUAGGGUCAAAUUUCUCAAUAUAUUAUCUCCCUUUAAUACAUGUAAUUUGGUUAAUAUUCGUAUAAUAUUAAUAAUGAUCAAUAUAUGAAUAUCGAUUUGGUUAGAUAAGCUUCGAAAUUGUAAUUAGUUAAUUUAAAUUUAUUUUAAAUGUAGUGGCAUAAUCUGUAAAUAAAAAAAAGUAAGUACUAAAUUUAUUGUAAAUAUAAUGGUUAAAUGUGUAAAUAAAAAAGAUACUAAACACACUACUAUCCAUGUUUUCAAACAAUUCUCAUUUUAUUGUUAUCCAUGUUACCAAAUAGUACCAAAAAAAUAUUUUAGUUUUACUAUAGAUGCUAUAUCUUUGUUAUCUUCUAUGUCUACGGUUUACGUACAAGUUAAAGCCCAUCUUAUAUUCCUAUUACAAAAUUAGAUAGAUACCAAUAGACCAUCUCCAAUUAUUCCGUUUUAAUUAAUUUCAAGUUACAAACCCAUCUGAUGGAGGUGGAUUACUUAGCUCCGUUUACAGCUAGAUAAUUGCAGUUUAUGGGUGAAGAAUUACCAAAGAAGAUUAGGAUAUUUUUCUCACGUAAAGUGACCCAACAAAUAUUAAUUAGUGAUUAUAUAUGUAGCUUAUAGUUGUUGGAUAUAUUCCACAAAUAAGCACCAAAAACUCUAAUUGUCUUAUUAAAAUAUUAAGUCUUUUUAUUCUCCAACAGAUUCUUUUCACUUCUCUUUCUGACUGUGUGCUCUUCUCCUCCCCAUUUUUUGUUUGUAUAAUUUUAUAUAAUAAUACUGCAUUCCUACCAAAUUAUAUACUUUUUAUAUCCAUAUAGUAUUUCAUCUUCGCGUAUUUAUAUGCAAUAACUAUAGUAAAUAUCUAUGCUAAUGUGAAACCGACUAUUAGUUCCCCCACAUACGUUCAGUUUAGUAUUAUUACAAAACACAAACCUAAUUUUAAAUUUCCACAAGACUAUAGAAAAAUCAUGCGUAGUAUGCAUAGAAAUUGCUAAUCUGCAGUUUGGAUAGAAAUUAAUAUAUAAAAUGCUUCAAGAGUUGAUAGAUACACUCAAGUUAAUUACAUGAUUUUUUUUUUUUAAAAAAGAAGUUAAUUACUCCAUGAUUGACAUACUUGACCGAUCAAUUUUGAACACUCAUUCAAUCCAUACUCGAUAAAUGUAUUGUACUUCUUAUGAUUGGUCAUUUUGAAAUUCGGACGCAUUCACAAAUUUAAUUACAUGUAUAAAUAAAACAAUUUGAAAUAUACGAAAUAAAUAUAUGAAUAAAUAAUUGAAAUUGGUGGAGAAUUAUAUAAACGUUAGGGUUCAAGUUAUAAUUAUCUUCCUAACGUGUAUGACUGCUCAUAGUCCUAACGUGUAUGACUGCGAGUAUAAAAUAAUAAAGUGUUUCGGAGAAAUGAAAGUGGCCUUAGUUAGGCAAGAGUUUGCUAAGAUUGGUGGGGAAUGGAAAGGAAGGACACCAAAGUGAGAGUAUGUUUGAGUUUUAUAAUAAUAAUAAAAGAAAAUUCCAUGUAAGUAGUAAAAAAUAAUAAAAAAACUUGAAAAAUUGAUUCUAGAAAAAGAAUACUAGUAUAAAGGAAAAAAGACAUUGAAGAAAAUAUGAGAGAAAAGACCAAACAAACACAGAGAACUUAAAUGCCUAACCAAUGCUUUUUGUUUUUGGGUUCAAUUCAAGCCAACACAUGAAUACAUGAGAUUUACAAAAUCUCGACAACCAUAUAAUUGGUAUUACCAUUCUCGACGUGCCUGAAAUAUCCCGGCUACUAAUGAUUUGCACGCCUAAUAUAUAUAUAACUGAUGAACAAAUACUUUUGAAAAUUUGACAUCGUUUCUUGAAUUGAUGAUAUUGAGUUCCAAAAAUGGCAAACGAUUGAGCAAGAUUUUGUGAUACUUCCAAGUUUUUGAUAUAGUUCUGAUCAAGAGAUGCAUAAUUUGGUUCAAACUUUCUUUAUUUAUUUUUCAAAAGACAUACCACUCACCUUUUUUUUUUUGAACACCGACAUACCACUCACUAGAAUUGAAAAAAAAGGAACGAAAAUAUCAAAAGCAAUUUUUAUUUAAGCUUCUAUCAUAUUUUGUAAAUAAUACAUCCAACUUUUUUUGAAAACUAUACGAAACAAAAAUUCUCCGAUUUCCUAACUAAAACAAUUGGAGACAAUUAAAACUUAGUACUAGACUUGUGGUUGCUGCAUGCGACAAACAAACGUUAAGAAUAAAUAUAACUAGUCUCAGUUGAAUACGUACUGCUAAUAAUUAACAUUUUUGGAUGACCGGUUAAACUAUUACAGUAUAUAACUGGUUCACUCGUUAAUGUUUUGGUGAGCAUAUUCCUUAUAAAUACAUGCAUGCGCAAACCCCACAUCUCCACAUUCGAAACAACAUUUAAUCCAAAACCUCUCUCUUAUCUUUCGCGUCUCUUCUUGUUCUCGUCUCGUUCCAUAAAAUUUCAAAGACACAUACUAAUGGGAGGAAGCAUGUCACACAGUCUCUUCAGCUUCUUUAAAACACGAAGAUCUCAAAGAGUGGAAGUAGACGCCUCUUGGGAUGACGUCGUUUAUACUCGCAAAGCAAUGGCUAGUGAUGAAGACAAACGUUACUGGGUGGCUGAACCAGGUAUUGACCGCAAAGCGUCUGCCUUUAUUGCCAAGUUUCAUGCCACUCGUGUCUCUGCGUCCCAGCGCCAAUCUCUCUCUCCGUAGCAAUCCGAGAAGGCAUGAUGAUGAAGAAUUGAAGAUUAUGAUGAUCAAGGGCUAUUUUGAUUCUAUGAAAAUUGUUUUUUAUUUAUUUGAAAUGUUCUAUGAGAGUGUAUUGAUUGUCUUAGUUGUAAUUAAUAAUCGAUUUUUCUUUACAAUUUUCUUCGUCUAGCUUCUCAUUCUUUUUCCUUGUUGCUUUCAUAUCUAGCUAGUUAAAUAAUUUUGACUUAAAUCAUAUGGGAAUGUGUUUUGGUUGUGUCGGUUAAUAAACGAAUACAAAAUAACCAGAUUCGACUUUGUAUAGUUCUUGACUUCUUGUUUCUCGUAAAAUCAUAAUAAUAGUCAUGUAAGCAUAUAAAGAUGAACAGGAGAGAAUAAAGACUAUUAAAUUUACAUAAAAAACAAAGAUAGUUAACUUAAAGAGUAAUUAAAGCUUUUUCUAUAGAAUCCAAACUUACCCAACAAGAUUUACCAUAUGAAAUGGAACAACAAGAUUUGAUGAGGCUCCAAAACAUCCAUUUUUAGGAUGUAUAGCUUCUUAUGAAUCUCACAGACUCACACAGACUAUAAAUUCUAACAUAACCUUAUAGAUACGUAAUUUAGAUCAAUGUAGAAAGCCAUGAAUUUUGACAUUUUAAUAACUAAAUCUUGUUUACCAGAAUGAGUAUUUAUUGAUUGUAUUCAUUUAAGAUAAAAUAACCAAAAAAACAUAGGUUUGAAGCCAGCUGUAGAAUCAAGAUCUUUAUAUGAUUGCUAUUAUUUGCAUGGACGGGAGGUUUCUGCUUGGGUCUUCCGCUCACAUAAUGCUCCAGUUUUUUUUGUACAAAAGGUACAUCUUAAGAGUACUUUGAUUCCUCUUCUUGUCUUUUGCUUCGCUUUGAGCCUAAUUUUCUUGGUUCAUACUCUCUUUACUUUUACUGCCAACUAUCAACCAAAAUAUUCCCUUUAAUUUUAUUAAAUGGUUGCAAGUCUAGUGAUCUCGUAGUGGUGCCUAUGUAACUCAUGAUUUGUGAGUGUAUCAGUCUUCAGGAUUCGAUCACCACAAAAGCAAAACAUCACUCACAAUACAAAGAAGAAUAAGAAGUAACACCGCAGCUUGACACUUGCUUGACGCAUGAACAUUUGGAUGCUUAUAUUCAUACGUAUGUAAUUUUGGUUAAUAAUUCUCACACAUGAAAAGGGCAUUGAGUAUAAUGUGGAAUCUCUGGAAGACUCGUUAAUGGCAACUACUCAUCGGUCUCUAUUGGUUGGACUAAUUUGAGAUCAAUGCAUACCAUCUAUUUGCACCCAACAUGCACUCCACUCUUCUAUUUGUUCAACACAAUUACCGAUUCGCACCCCCAAUAAAAUUACAAGGAACAAUAACAAAAUAAAA